UGCGGUGCACAGUGGGGCGUGUAGUACAACAGUGCGUGUUCUGUAGCGUUUCAAAACGAAGAGGUUUGACCAGAGAACUACAAAUCCCGGUCCGGUCUGAUUUUAGUAUAGCAGGCAGAAAGGCAGUGGCUAAAGCGCUGUAGCUGGAAUAGCUGGGAUGUUUUAACUCCGCUCCGCUCUCUGUGUUUUUAUCUGUGAGUGUGAACUGAAGCAGAACGUGUUGUUUUUUUCUGGCGGAUAGAUAACCUGCACAGGACCGAGACAGACAGCGUUAAAACGGCAGUAUGUCAGAAGGAGACAGUUCUGGUGAAUCCAUUCAUGGGAAGCCUUCGGUCGUUGGAAGUUUCUUUUCACGUCUUGGACAGGUCUAUCAGUCAUGGUUGGACAAGUCUACUCCAUUUUCAGCAGUACGAUGGGCGGCCACGCUUAUCCUUACAGCCAUAUACAUGAUCAGAGUGUAUAUACUACAGGGAUGGUACAUAGUCACAUAUGCUCUUGGAAUCUACCAUCUCAAUUUGUUCAUUGCUUUUCUCUCGCCAAAAGUGGACCCUUCACUGCUUGAUGAUCCAGAUGAGGGUCCAUCACUACCCACAAAGCAGAACGAGGAGUUCCGGCCAUUCAUUAGAAGAUUGCCAGAGUUUAAGUUCUGGCAUUCUGCAACAAAAGGCAUCGUCAUCGCUAUGAUUUGCACAUUCUUUGAAGCCUUCAACGUGCCAGUAUUCUGGCCAAUCCUUGUAAUGUACUUCAUCAUGCUCUUCUGCAUCACCAUGAAGCGUCAGAUCAAGCACAUGAUCAAGUAUAGGUACCUGCCCUUCACACAUGGGAAGAGGACAUACAGAGGCAAGGAAGACACAGGGAAAGCUUUUGCUAGUUAAAAUUCCCCCUCCUGAAAUUAAAGUGGUUGAUGAAUGAGGAAACAUAAGAACGUUGAAUGCUAUACGGUAUAAGAAAUGGAUGGAGAGGGUUGAGACUGUUGUGCGUGUGGUUGUUUUUUUUUGUUUUUUUAUCUGAUUAAUGAUUUUUUUUUUUUGGGCAGUCAGCACUGUAGGUGAGGAUCAAAACAUUUUUCCUAUUAAUGUGCAUCAUUUUAUGGGGGUUUAUAUAUAUAUGUAUAUUUUAAAAAGGUAAAUUGAGAUUAUUUUGAGUUGUUUUCUUUUUUUCCUCUAAACAGAUGAUUCCAGGUGUUAAAUUAAUCUCUUGAUAUUAAUUAUAUAAAUUGGAUAAUAAUAGAUCUGUAAAUUUCUCAUUGAAGGCAUUGCAUGUGUUUUUUGUUUACUUGUGCUGCUGUUCAAAAGAAACAAACAAAAAAAAGAUUUUAUUAACUUACAGUGUAAAUUUUUCACUCCAAAUGCUAUUAAAAGACGGUGUCCCUUCA
Molecule: messenger RNA, 1375 nt
Organism: Astyanax mexicanus (Mexican tetra)
Lineage: Eukaryota; Metazoa; Chordata; Actinopteri; Characiformes; Acestrorhamphidae
Gene: rer1
Product: retention in endoplasmic reticulum sorting receptor 1
Exons: 8
Coding region: 285-875 (196 amino acids)
Biological process (GO): protein retention in ER lumen; retrograde vesicle-mediated transport, Golgi to endoplasmic reticulum
Cellular component (GO): Golgi membrane
Source: RefSeq, a predicted model, not a curated record